GUUCAGAACGAAACAAAACUGCCAUUGUGACUUCUGUUGUAUCAGAUGAGAUGAUCAAGAGUCUGCAUAUCUAUGGUGACAACCCCCGCUACGCUAUGAUCGAACAGAGGCAUGAUGAUACAUUUCACUGGAUCUGGAAUAACCGAGAAGAUGGUGGGCCUGGAUUUGUAGAGUGGCUUGAAGGCGAGGAUGGACUCUACCUCAUAAGUGGCAAACCAGGAGCUGGAAAGUCCACAUUAUGCAAGUACAUCGAGUCCUGCGAGAGUACAAUGAAUCUCUUACAAUCGAACACCUCAAGUCGAACCUUUUUGAUGAGUUUCUUCUUUUGGGAUCUUGGACAAGAGUCAGAGAAGACAUUCUCUGGCCUUCUUCACAAUCUAUUGUCGCAACUUCUAGUUCAAAUUCCCGAGCUCGUGCCUGCCGUUCUUGGUCGGUUCCAGAGGCUAAAUAAACACGUUUCUGUUUCGGCGAAUCGCUCUUCUAUUUGGAACGAUUCGGAACUCCAGUCAGCAUUCAAAGAUAUCUUGCAACUCAGAGUCUCAAGUAAGAGCUGAGGCCACCGGGAAUGGCCCACUUAAGCGAGACGCGGUAACGCGUAAAAAUUCUACACCCCAUUUUAAAACCCUUACUACACAACAACCCUCUUAGGAAUCAGUCCAUAAUUCAAGAUGGAGACACCUCUUAUCC
Mollisia scopiformis is the source of this 687-nucleotide messenger RNA. RefSeq lists its product as uncharacterized. Bases 51 to 554 code for a protein of 167 amino acids. The transcript has 2 exons. NCBI's taxonomy places the organism in Eukaryota, Fungi, Ascomycota, Leotiomycetes, Helotiales, Mollisiaceae. The record is from RefSeq and is a predicted model, not a curated record.